AUGGAUCGCUACGACGAGCAAGGCAUGGGGGAGAAGACGUCGCCCCAGGCGUCUCUUGAGGCAGGCAGCGACGACCGUCCGAAGGAAACUGGGAUCCUGGCCACUUUGCGCCGCUUCGAGGGCAGAAUGGACAAAGCCCUGGGUGUAGAGUCGCAUGCCAUCGACCGCAAGAUGGACGCCGACAAGAGCCCCGUUAAGUGGCACGAGGAACUGACCAUGGCUCUCCUGUGGGCGAGUGGUACCAUGGGUAUCAGCUGCUUCGCAACAGGGUUUCUCGGCUGGGAGUUUGGUCUUGACCUGAAACGGGCUAUUCCCAUCUUCAUCUUUGGUUCCAUCCUCGGUGGUGCUGUGUCUGGAUAUUGUGCCACCUUUGGAGCCGCAACCGGUUUGCGACAAAUCUCCGUCUCCCGAUUCAGUUUUGGCUGGUGGCCCAACAAGCUCAUUGCCUUUUUGAAUGGUGUCGAACAACUUGGCUGGGCAUCUGUCGGCUCUAUCAGCGGCGGAUUGGCGCUGACUGCCGUGGCCGAUGGUCGCAUCUCCCUCGUCGUCGUCGUUUAUGGAAGCUCCGCAUCAUGGGCCACCAUGGUAUCCGACUAUUACGUUCAUUACCCGACCAAUGUUUCCAGGCUCAAAGUUUUUAUUCUCACGACUCUUGGUAUCGCUAUUCCGACAUCCUUUGGCAUGACCGCCGGAGCCGUUGUGGCUAGCUCCCUAAACAAUCAAACGGCUUGGGCGAACACCUACGAGAACCAAGGUCUUGGCUUUCUGAUCCGAGAUAUGCUGCACCCUCGCGGUUUCGCUAAGUUUCUCCUCGUCAUCUUCUCCUUCAGCGGCAUCAACACCAACAUCAUCUCCCUAUACUCUGCGGCCAUCUCGUUCCAACAAAUGGCCCGCCCUUUUGCCAAAGUCCCCCGAUUCCUUUGGACCUUGCUCUGCUUUGCUGUUGUUAUUGGGCUGGCUCUCGGUGGUCGCAGCCAACUGAACACCUAUCUGCAAAAUUUCCUCAGCUUGUUAGGCUAUUGGUGCACGAGCUACUUCAUCAUCCUGCUGAUGGAACAUUCCAUCUUUCGACGUGGAGACUUUGCCAAUUACGAUCUCGAUGGUUGGAACGACCCGAGCCGCUUACCUCAUGGCAUUGGGGCUAGCGUUGCCUUCCUAGUCGGGGUGGUCGCAUGGUGCAUGGGUAUGGUUGAGACGUGGUUCGUGGGACCUCUUGGCGGUCUGAUUGGCGAAUCUGGAGGUGAUAUCGCCAACGAAAUGACGCUUGUGGUCACUGCUGUGGUAUACCUGCCUGCUCGCUAUUUGGAAUUGAAGUUUUUCGGCCGAUAG
Messenger RNA from Colletotrichum spaethianum, 1329 nucleotides. RefSeq names its product purine-cytosine permease FCY21. Gene Ontology annotation, molecular function: transmembrane transporter activity. Gene Ontology annotation, cellular component: fungal-type vacuole membrane; plasma membrane. The coding region runs from base 1 to 1329 and encodes 442 amino acids. Lineage: Eukaryota; Fungi; Ascomycota; Sordariomycetes; Glomerellales; Glomerellaceae. The transcript is spliced from 2 exons. Gene Ontology annotation, biological process: transmembrane transport. The record is from RefSeq and is a predicted model, not a curated record.